Pocillopora meandrina is the source of this 11147-nucleotide messenger RNA. NCBI's taxonomy places the organism in Eukaryota, Metazoa, Cnidaria, Anthozoa, Scleractinia, Pocilloporidae. The record is from the annotation of a GenBank genome assembly.
AUGAUUGGUGGUCCACAACAAUUUGCAAUUGUCGGUAAAAUAAAGAAACUCCUAUGCGAGUACGAUGCUAUGCCACCCGUGUCUGAAGUGCAGUGGAUAAAAGAUGGAGAUGUGAUUGCUAGAAAUUCUAGUCUGCUGGUUAACGAGUCCCGCAUCUCUGUUACUCAUUACAAUGAAAGUCAAAUACAGUUACUUAUAAGUCAAAGUACUUCCCAGGAUGCUGGAAACUACUCCUGCCUUGUUAUUAAUGCUGUUGGUAACUCAUCCCAGAGGACGUCAGUCAUAAGCCAGGGUACUUUAUGCUAAAAAGCACUUUACAACUACGUUUGUUUUUUUUGUUUGGCCAUGAGUAAUUCAAAUUGGUUGAACAGUGGGGGUCUAAUUUUUCGUAAGUGCUCCCAUGAGGUUCUAGAGGGGCUGCUUUAAAAUGUCCUCGCCAUCCGGAUGAUUUACUUAUUGGAGAAGCGGGUUCACAUUUUCAUUUUAGAGAAGGACGGAGGGGAAUGAGGACCAUGCGACGUUACAACAGAACCAAUGCAAUCCACAAUCAGAAAAUCAAUAAUUUAAAAUCUUCAGCUGUUUAAAGAACUCCGGGAUGGAACUAGUCCGUCCAGUGCCAAAAAAUACUUAAUCACAGGCGAAGACCUAAUCAUUCACGUGGAGCACCAAGAGUGCUAUUUCAGAAAAAUCCAAUCUGCUCCUUUUUGUGUCCGGUUAAUCAGGAGCUUUCUUGUUUGGGAUAAAGCAACUCUCCCAUAAUUACGAAUGAAACUUGUGUUUGUUCUAUUCAGUGAACCGUUUCAAGUUUACAGCUGCUGGUGUAUUCUGUUUCAAGUUAGUCUCUUGAUUGAAAAUAUAAAUGUCACAAUUAGAAUGGAUGUUAAAUAUCAAAUUAAGCAGCUCUUGCUUCUUUUUCACACAGAGCUGCCCUUAAUCACCACCCGUCCAGAAGGGAAAACUCCCAUAGAGGGAGAAAAGAUAACUCUGUCCUGUAACGCCACCGGAAAUCCAGAACCAUCAAUAUCCUGGGUUAAAGAUGGAUCUCCCAUAAAGAGCAAAUCUAGGAUCGGCCUUUCAAAAGACAAUAAGCGAUUAACAAUAACGAAUAUAAGCAGAACAGACAGCGGUGAAUACCAGUGUGUGGCGAGAAACAGAGUUGGAAAUUAUACCUCAAAUUCCAGAGUGGUUGUUCUUUGUAAGUGUCGUACACUCUUUAAUUUCCAGGUCUUACUUGUUGUAACUGUAUUUAUAAUCUUUAUCAGUUGCAUUGACAUCCUGGAACCUUAUAAAGUGAUCAUUUCACUGCUCUUCCGUUGUCGAAAAUUGGAUGAAAUGGUUGUUUAUUUUAACCAGAAGCACAAUUUACCUUUGGAUGCACGUUCUUGAUGCCGAAAUGGGUAGUGCAGCUGUAGCCUUUUUCGCAAAUAUUUUUCUCUUACUUAUGUCAUUGAAAAUUUUAUCUGAUCUAUUUCAUUUUGUUCGUUACCUUGUCCAGUACUUGCCUGUUGUGAAAUUCAUGGGGCGUCGACUGGUGAUCGUCUGUUUGUUAAAAGUUAAACGUAGGUCGACAUCAAGAAAGCUACAAAGUGAUAAUUGCAUGCCACACGUUCGAAUUAUUUAUUAGCUCUAACACCGACGCUAUUUACUUUUCAGUUGAACCCGAGGUUACAAUUGAUGGCGAUCAGGAGCAAUAUUUGGCUAAAGGCAGCAAUAUCUGGCUGAUAUGUCGGUAUGAAGCGUCGCCACCAGUGUCUGAAGUGCAAUGGAUAAAAGAAGGAACUGUGAUUGUUCGAAAUACUUCAGUGCAAAUUAAUGAUUCAAGAGUGACAAUUCCAUCUUUCAAUGAGAGUCAAAUACAGUUGUCAAUCACUGCAGCUUCCCUAAAGGAUGGGGGAAAUUACACCUGUAAAGUCACGAAUAUUUUAGGCAGCACGCGGGAUACGACAAUGAUCAUAAUCAAAGGUAAAUGGUAACCAGUUAAACUAGCCAAUUGGUGGAGAAUAUUUCCUUCAGUAACGUUUAUUAAUCAGUCAUUUCUAUCAAAUUUAAAACCAUAAGGUAAGAAUACAAUUGUACCACUUUAACUGACGAGAACGUUUUCUCCCGUACCACAUUUACAACGAGAUCGUCCUUGAAAACUGCUCAUGAGUUACUGUCAUCUUCCAAUCCCUAAACGUAGUACACUGUAUGUUAUUUUUUGGUGCUGUGUAUUGUGAGAUUACCAUACGAAUUUAUAGAAAAUGUAAUAUAGGCAUUAUACAAUUCCUGCACCAAAACGCAAUAUCUAACGAAUUUAUUAACUAUUAGUCAGCUCUACAAAUUCGUUUUCUCUUGUUUUGGUCAGAGUAACACGUAUGUAUAUAUAUUUUAAUUAUCAUGCUUAGUCAAUAAAACAACGGACAAGGUGAGAACUGUUAAAUACGUUUGGAAAGAGAUUACUAUUGCAUGAACAUGAAAACUUGUAUUAUUUUUUUAAAUAAUUUUUUUAAUGAUAAUACUGUAUUUAUCCACAGAUAAACCUGAGAUCGUGACGCAUCCUCAAAAUAUCACAACAAGAGAAGGUCAAAACGUGAGUUUAUAUUGUAACGCUACUGGAAGUCCAGUUCCAACAAUAUCAUGGUACAAGAAUGGAUAUCCUAUAAAUAACAGUUUCAGUACCAUUUUUUCACCAAGCCAUGAACAGUUGACAAUAAGGAAUGUGAACAGAAUAGACAGUGGCGAUUACACAUGUCAAGCAAAAAACAGAGUUGGAACGGAUACUUCUAACGCUUCCACGAUUAAUGUUCAGUGUAAGUGACUUAAAUUAGUCAUUGUACAUGAAUAAGCACUAGGAGUCCUUUUGAUGUGCCAUUAAUCCAUCACGAAAUGUCGAGAAUUUACUUGGCUCCCUCAAGCUGGCCGAACAAUUUAUUCUGAUUUAGCACGCUGUUUCAGCCAAUCAAAAUGCUUUUCAUAUAGAUACCUCAUUAUAAUUGCUUUUGUAGCUCUAGCAACAAUUAUUUUUUUUAUCGGCCGUUCUGUCUUCUUCCUUUUGGAUCGAACUAUGCUUUAUUAGUAUGGAGGAUCGUCUUGCCGGAAUUUUUACUAUCAAAGGGCGUCUUUUUCACUGGUUCUUCGCCCUGUUAUUGUUCGUAUUUUAUUCAUCCACUCAAGGAGGUAAAAGACAUUUUUCAUUAUUCGAAGACAUAAUUAUAACAGAUUUGGAAGCGGAAAUCAACCUCGUUGACUUCCGUAUACGAGGUAUAGGCCCUGGCCGCGCAUUUAUUUCAUCAGUUUAAAUAUCCGGAUAUUCACAAUGCAAAUGAAUUGAAUUCUCUCGAGUGUGAGAGAAGGACCUUGUUAAGCUAAAUUUGUUGAGAUUCACUGUUUCAGUCCAUUACCUUAAGCAAGAUAUUUCGAUAUUGUAAUUUAAUUCGAAUGUUUCAUUUUUCUUGUGUAAUUGCCUCGAUUAAAUCUGCUAACCCGAUUGAUCGAAUUCAUUGCUUUUAAUAUCUUGCCAAGGUAAGCUUAGUUUAUUUACCCUAGAUGUACUUCGAUAAUUACAAAUUUUACACUCGCUUACUCAUUUACAAUACUCAUUUUGACCCGAAAGAAUUCCGAUGGUUUUCUAACUAAUUACUCAUAUACUUCCUCUUAGUCUAGUUCAUGUUUUACGAGGAGAUUUUGUCUCAAUGGGAAGUGAUUGGUUCCUGUACUUUGAAAAUGUUAGUUGCCAUCGGACGUAAAUUUUUUUAAAAUUUGACUUUUUGUGGCUGGGUUGUUUGUGAAUGAUAUCACGACAUACAUUAUAAAUUACAACUGUUUCUUGUACCCAGUACAAUUUAUGUUUAUAGGCAUGUCACUAUCUGGCGUUAUACAGCCUAUCUCCAUAAGGAGCUUCCUUUUCUAGCACCACUUUAUUUCCUUGAAACGAAAGAUUGAGCAAUGAUCGGUCAGUUGUCUGACUGUGAAGCAAAGAUACGCUGAAAAAGCAAACCGCGAGCCAAUUGGUCACAUAACGUAAUUUGUUGACAUGUCAUAUUUAUGCUUUCGUGAUAGUCCUUUCAAAGCAAAAUCUUUUCCAAAUUGCAGUUCGAGCUGAGAUCGUCUUUCAUCCUCAAGUGAAUGUCAUAAAAGAAGAGGGAAGUAAUUUGACUUUAUUUUGUAAUGCCACUGGAAACCCAGCACCGAUAAUAUCAUGGACCAAAGAUGGAUCUCCCACAAAAAACAAUUCCAGAAUCAGGUUUUCAAAACAUAACCGGCUGUUGACCAUAUCAAAUGUGAACAGAACAGACAGCGGCCACUACCGUUGUGUAGCGAAGAACAGCUUGGGAAAUGAAACCUCAAACGUUUCUACUGUUAACAUUCAAUGUAAGUUCUCAUCUCACUACUGUACUGGUAUGAAUACUCUACUUUCUCUUACCAGGGUAUGAAUAGCGUUUUGACACUCGGCGUCGGCUGUCAGCUGAUUUCAUGCUUCUUUCUCCAAUUCACCCUUUUUUUCGAUUCCGCUAUAGUCAACUUUUGUUAUAAUUAUUGUUUAAUAAACAUGGCCUUUGAAGAACAUUUGCUCCUACUCUCUGCAGGAAAAUUUCAUCCUAUGCUUUUUUUAUAACAGAAAACGGAUGUACAGUCAUGUAUGCAUUUCUAUGCAGACGUUUUGUUUAUCUGUUAUUUGCCCUUUGCUAACAAGAUUGAUUUCAAAAUUGCAGAUAAACCUGAGAUUACUUCUCAUCCUAAAAGUGUGGAUAUAAAAGAAGGAGGAAACGUGACCUUUUCUUGUAAUUAUACUGCAAAUCCAUCACCGACAACAUCAUGGACUAAAGAUGAAUCGCCUAUAACUAACGAUUCGAGGAUCAGUUAUUCAGUUGUCAAUAAAGUUUUGACAAUAACGAAUGUGAACAGAAAGGACAGUGGAGAAUACAGAUGUGAGGCAAGCAACAAACUUGGAAACGACACAUCAGAAGCUGCUGAAUUAAAUGUGAAAUGUGAGUUCAUUGCAUUGUCCUUUAAGAUAUCGAUUAGAAAUAGAACAGAGCAUUUUAAUACGCAAAGUCUCUUUCGCAGUAAACACCUUAAGGUAACGUCUACGGGGAAAUCGAUAUUUUAAAAUCUUCUUUUUUGAGUCCUCGAAAACGAUUACGAAAUGCUCGUAAGAAAUAAUUAAUAAUUUGGUCGAGAACAAACUCUCCCAUGAAUGGCCGUAAUAAGGUGGUCGGGAAUAUACUUUUACCCUUUAACUCCCAUGAGUGACCGAGAGAGAAUUUCUCCUUACAGUGUCAAUGCAAUAUUAAGCAGAUAAGUAAUGAGAAUAAAGAAAAAUAGCGAUUAGGGAAUAAUUAUUUGAUCCAGUACUAAAUUCUCUGAAUUAACAUUAUAAAAAUUUUACGGUUGGCAUUGAGGAGAAUAACAAAUUUGAUCUAGGAGUUAGAGGGUUAAAAAAUUUGGAAGUGAGCACAUCUUACAUGACAGCUAUUAGAAAUAAUUACUAAAUAACGAGAUUUAUCCAUGUAAAACACGUUUGAUAACUCCAUUAUAUCUCCAUCAUCUUGCUAAAAACUGUACUGAACACUUGUUCAAGAUAUACGCAAAAAUGUUUGUUCAAGAAUUUGAGCACAACUUGUUGUAUAGUAACGUAAUCGUGAAAACAAUUUCUACGCAUAGCCUUACUAAGAGAGUUUCUUUGUGCAUUUCAGAUCGCCCUGAGAUAACAAAACAUCCGCAGAAUGUUACGGUAGCAGAAAGAAAUUAUGUGACCUUAACUUGUAAUGCUACCGGAAAUCCAGAGCCACAGUUUUCAUGGUUUAAAGUUGAAAAUACUGUGAAAAGCAACAACAGGAUUAAUAUGUCAGCAAAAACGUCGCACCUGACAAUAACAGAUGUGAACAGACAUGACAGCGGAGGAUACCUGUGUGUCGCCCAUAAUGAAGUUGGAAACGAUACCUCGAUAAUUGUCAUAUUAGAUGUGCAAUGUAAGUAAAGCACUAUUAAUACAAUUAUGUACUGUUAGCAGACGCGAGACAAGGCCUACAGCGAAGUGCGCUUUCAGGUUAUUUCAUAACUUCGUGCUCUUUUUUGAACUUUCCGAACUGUCUGUUUUAUAAGUCUUGCAAGUCAAGAGCCAUGUUUGCAUUUUUUCUACGGAGAUUUUCAGUAACCUGCAUAUCCCCCUUUGCUGCUGAAGCUACGUUUCAGCUUUGCCAUUUUUUGAAGUAUUACAAGCAUAUAUACUGUUUGCUUCAAAACCAGUCAGAGAUUACCAAAAGGGGUUUUUCCUAAAUAAUGAUUUAUUUGUAUUCUUACGUUCAUUACACUUCAGUUUUCGCCAUCAUAAAUGGAGAGCGAACGAUAAUCGAAUUGUAAGCCCCGGAUUGCGCACGGAAACGUUUCUCUUUAUUCAGAUGAGUCAUUUGUCUCGCUGAAUCGUUUAAUUCCACAGAGCAUAGUCUAGUUAAUAUCCAUUCACACCAACAAAACAUAUUUAAGUAAACUGAGCUCAAGUGAAUGAAAGUAUGACACAGAGGGCUAAAAAAAAAAUUACUUUCCUAUUAUGCACAUUUGUAAAGUAUAUAAACGAUGGUACGAAUAUUCCUAACGAUAAAAUCCUCUGAUGAGUGAGCAAUCACGAAACAGGCUUGUAGGGAUGAAAGUAUAGUCUCUCUGUUUUUUCCCCUAUCGCAACACUUAUAUAUAUAUAUAUAUAUAUAUAUAUAUAUAUAUAUAUAUAUAUAUAUAUAUAUCAUUAGCAAUAAAUUAAACAGCGGACAAGUUGUGAACUGUUUAAUACAUUUGGAAAACAAUUCCUAUAACUCGAAAUUGAUAUUUAUAAUAAUUUUUUUUUUUGUAAUACUGUAUUUAUCCACAGAUAGACCUGAGAUCGCGACGCAUCCUCACAAUAUCAGAACAAGAGAAGGUCAAAACGUGACUAUAUAUUGUAACGCUACUGGAAAUCCAGUUCCAACAAUAUCAUGGUACAAGAAUGAAUAUCCUAUAAGUAACGGCUUCAGGAUCAUUUUGUCUCCAGGCUAUGAACAGUUGACAAUAAGGAAUGUGAACAGAAUAGACAGUGGCAAUUACACAUGUCGAGGGAACAACUCAGUUGGAGCGGAUACUUCGGACGCUUCCACGAUUAAUGUUCAGUGUAAGUGAUUUAAAUUAGCCAUGAAUAAGCACUAGUAGGCCUUUGGAUGUGCCAUAAAUCCAUCAUGGAAUGUCGAGUAUUUACUUGGCUCUCUCAAGCUCGGCAGAAAAUCUACUCUGAUUAAGCACGCUGUUUCAGCCAAUCAGAAUACGUGUCAUAUGGAUACCUCAUAAUAAUUGCUUUUGCAGCUCUAGCAGUAAUUAUUUUUUCAUCGGCAGUUCUUUCUUCUUCCUUUUGGAUCAACCUAUGCUUUUUUAGUAUGGACGAUCUUCUUGCCUGAAUUUUUACCUUCAGAGGGCGUCUUUUUCGCUGAUUCUUCGUCCUAUUACUGUUAGUGUUUUAUUCAUCUACUCAAGGAGAUAAAAGGAAUUUUUCAUUAUUCGAAGACAGAAUUUUAACGGAUUUGGAAGUGGAAAUCAGCCUCGUUGACUUCCAUCCGAGGUAUAGGCCCUGGCUGCCCAUCGAUUAUAUCAAUUUAAAUCUCCGGAUAUUCACAAUGUAAGCGGAUUAAAUUCUCUGUAGUGUGCGAAAAGGAUCUUGUUAACCUGAAUUUGUUGAGAUUCACUGUUUCAGUCCAUAAACUUAAGCAAAAUGUUUUGAUAUUGUAAUUCGAAUGUUUCAUUUUACUCGUGUGAUUAUCUCGAUUAAAUCUGCUAACCCGCUUAAAUACAGUAAAUUUGAUCGAAUUCAUUGCUUUUAAUUUCUUACCUAGGUAAGCGUAGUUUAGAUUACCAACAUAUACUUCGAGAAUUAUACAUUUUAUCCUCGCAUUUCAUUCAAAAUACUCAUUUUGACCCAAAGAAUUCCGAUGAUUUUCAAGCUAAUUACUGACAUGCUUACUCUUGGUCUAGUUCAUGUUUUACGAGGAGAUAAUUGCCUCGAUGGGAAGUGACUAGUUUCUGUAUUUUGAAAAUGCUAGUUGCUAUCGUACGUUAGUGUAUAUAGUGGUUUGUUUGUAAGCGAUAUGGUAACAUAUAUUCUAAAUUGGAACCGUUUCUUGUACGCAGUACAACUAUUGUAAGGUUAAGCAUGUUAUUAUCUGACGUUAUGCAGGCUUUCUUUAUGUCCUUUCACCGAAAUAUUGAGGAAUGAUCAGUCAGUUGUCUGACUGUGGAGCAAAGAUACGCUGAAAAAGGAAACCGCGAGCCAAGCGGUCGCAUAACGAAAUUUGUUAUCAUGUUAUAUUUAUGCUUUCGUGUUAGUCCUUUGCAAUGUAAAUUUUUUUGAAAUUGCAGUUCGAGCUGAAAUUGUCUAUCAUCCUCAAACGAAUGUGAUCAAAGAAGAGGGAAGUGAUUUGACUUUGUUUUGUAAUGCCACUGGAAACCCAAUACCGAUAAUAUUAUGGACCAAAGAUGGAUCUCCCAUAAACAACAAUUCCAGGAUCAGGUUUUCAAUACAUAACAUGCUGUUGACCAUAUCAAAUGUGAACAGAACAGACAGCGGCCACUACCGAUGUGUAGCGAACAACAGCUUGGGAAAUGAUACCUCAAACGUUGCUACUGUUGACAUCCAAUGUAAGUUCCCAUCUCACUACUGUACUGAUAAGAAUAUUCUACUUUCUUACUAAGGUAUGAGUAACGUUUUGAUAAUCAGCGUCGACUGACAGCAGCUUUCACGCUUUUUUCUCUAAUUCACCCUUUAUUUUUGUUUUCGCUGUAGUCAACUUUUGAUACUAUUAUUGUCUGAUAAACAUGGCCUUUGAAUACAUUUGCUCCCACUCUCUGCAGUACACCUUUCAUUAUAUGAUUUUUUUAAUAGCAGAAAAAAGAAUGUACAGUCAUGUGUGCAUCUCCAUGCAGACGUUUUGUUUAUCAGUUAUUUGCCCUUUGCUAACAAGAUCAAUUUCAAAAUUGCAGAUAAACCUGAGAUUACUAUUCGUCCUAAAAGCAGGGAUAUAGAAGAAGGAGGAAACGUGACAUUUUCUUGUAAUUCUACUGCAAAUCCAUUACCGACAACUUCAUGGACUAAAGAUGAGUCGCCUAUAACUAGCAAUUCGAGGAUCAGUUAUUCAGUUGUCAAUAAAGUUUUGACGAUAACGAAUGUCAACGGAAAUGACAGUGGAGAAUACAGAUGUGUGGCGAGCAACAAACUUGGAAACGAUAUAUCCAAAGCUGCUAAAUUAAAUGUGAAAUGUGAGUUCAUCGGAUUGUCUUUUAAGAUAUCGAUUCUCUUCCAAAGACCAAUCUUUAAUGUAUUCUCCUGUUUCUUUAUAAUCAGCGUACUCGGGUUUGCUUUAAAGUGGGAAUUUUUUUCGUUAGAAAAGGGGAAUACCUUUCAGAAUAAUUAACCGAGUACCAUUUGUAUAGAGAUACUGAGUGAAUGAGGAACUAAGAUAAAAUUCAUAUCCGUUUCUAUUUCGUUUCAGAUGAACCGGAAAUUAUCACUGAUCCCUCUGAUGACACGGUGAAGGAAGGACAAAACACCACCCUUUAUUGUAACGCGACUGGAAAUCCAUUACCAGCAAUAUCAUGGAAAAAAGAUGGACAUUCUAUUGGCAAUAAUUCCAGGAUCAGUUAUUCAGCAGAGAGCAACGAGUUGAGGAUAAUAAAUGUGUACAGAACAGACAGAGGAAAAUACCAUUGUGUGGCUAACAAUAGCAUUGGUAAUGCCAGCUCACACGCUGCUACAUUAGCUGUAGAAUGUAAGUAUUAACUAUAAUAGUAAUAACAACAAUAAUAAUAAUAAUGAUAUUAAUAAUAAUAACGAUUUUUAAUGAAGGAACCCAACUCGCCAGGGCGGUUUUCAGUGGGGCCCAGUAAACUGUUCAUUGAAUUCUUGUAACUUAUUCGGUAGAAAGUGAGCUCGAGAGUCUGGAAAAACAGUCAUUUUGUUCUUGCAGGUCAUUUCAAUUGGUUCAGCCAUGUCUGCUGUAAACAUGAACGACCACUGAAUUGUCGAUUUCAGAAAGAUAUUGGCGCUUAUAGCUAGUGUUGCUAAUGUUCAUUGCAACUGUUUUACAAUCGUAGAUAAAAGUGAGAUUACCACUCAUCCUAGUAAUGUGACAAAAACAGAAGGCGAAAACGUUACGUUACACUGUAAUGCUACUGGAUAUCCGCUCCCUACUCUAUCGUGGACCAAAGAUGGGUCUGACAUAAGUAACAAUUCCAGGAUCAGCUUUUCAGCAGACAAAAAGCAGUUGGCAAUCACCAAAGCGAACCGAGUAGACAGAGGAGCAUACCGAUGUGUGGCGAAAAACAGCCUCGGAAAUGAUACGUCUAUGGCUGCUGUUGUAGAUGUCCAGUGUAAGUCAACAACGAGUUAUUUGGAUCAUUAACAAGGGCUCGAUAGUCCUAAAAAAAGGCCGUAAUUGGUUCGAAAAAGGUUAACGGUUAGUUAAACAGCGGCUUUUAAGCUUCCCAGUUUAGAUAAAUUCAAGGUCGCCAGUUUUGUACUGUGGCUCUUAGGUACACUUUCUUGGGUUGCGAAUUACGUCAAGCGGCAAACAUGUUAGCUGCAGAUGGUCACAUUACGUUUGAGUAAACAAAUUACAGACGAAAGGAAAAAUAGAAACAAGUUGAGAAAAAUUUGACACGAGAAAGAAUUAGGAAGAAAAGUAAGAGAAGCUUUGGAACCGCACGGCUAUGUAGCUAUGGACACUUGAGUAAAUGUUUCAGCUUGUAAUUGAAUGAUAAUUUCUAUUUCGCAUUGAGAAAUCUGUUUGAUAAUUCGCAUAUCUCUGAAACUUAUCAAACUUGCACGAUUUUCUAAUUAAUAACUAUGUUGUUUUUUAGUUGCACCUGAAAUCUUCAUACAUCCGAGGAAUGUCACAAUAGUAAGAGGAGAUAGUAUGACUUUUAGUUGUUCAGUCGUGGGGAACCCAACUCCCAGUGUUGUUUGGGAAAAGGACAGAAAAGACCUAAAUGUAACAGGAAAUAGUCGAUUUAACUUGUCCUCAAGGAACAAUAAUCACAGUUUAGAAAUUGCAGAAGUUCACAGCUCAGACUCAGGACAAUACAGAUGUGUAGCUGAAAACAGCAAGAAUAUAUCAUAUUCAUCUGCAGCUACCCUCACAGUGCAGUGUGAGUAA